Agrilus planipennis (emerald ash borer) is the source of this 510-nucleotide messenger RNA. It is a transcript of the gene RpS21, whose product is annotated as 40S ribosomal protein S21. Lineage: Eukaryota; Metazoa; Arthropoda; Insecta; Coleoptera; Buprestidae. Gene Ontology annotation, biological process: endonucleolytic cleavage in ITS1 to separate SSU-rRNA from 5.8S rRNA and LSU-rRNA from tricistronic rRNA transcript (SSU-rRNA, 5.8S rRNA, LSU-rRNA); translation; endonucleolytic cleavage to generate mature 3'-end of SSU-rRNA from (SSU-rRNA, 5.8S rRNA, LSU-rRNA). The transcript is spliced from 4 exons. The record is from RefSeq and is a predicted model, not a curated record. Bases 229 to 480 code for a protein of 83 amino acids. Gene Ontology annotation, cellular component: cytosolic small ribosomal subunit; ribosome. Gene Ontology annotation, molecular function: structural constituent of ribosome.
UAUCCCGUAAUAAAACUUAAUCAUAAAUAAAUGCACACUUAACAUAAUAUUAAAUUUUUAUUAAUUGCCAGUGAUCCUUUAAAAUGCAAAUAUACUGAGUGUCGGGAAGUGAUUUAAUUAUAUUAACCCCAUUUAGUGACCUCUAGUGACAAGUAAGAAGCCUAGUGUUCUUUGGAUUUUGUAUCUCUAAUCUAUGGUAUCUCGUCUGUACGGUAUCAAAAACUAAUAAUGGAAAACGACGCAAAAGAAUUCGUUGACUUGUACUGCCCCAGGAAGUGUUCGGCAAGUAACAGAAUAAUUCACGCAAAGGACCAUGCAUCCAUUCAAAUUAGUUUUGCUGACGUUGAUCCCGCCACUGGGAGGAUGACAGAAACCACAAGAAGUUAUGCCCUAUGUGGGGCAAUCAGAAGAAUGGGUGAAUCUGAUGAUUGUCUUGUUAGGCUGACUAAAAAAGAUAGUCUUCUUGCUAAGAAUUUUUAGGAUGAAGUAAGUUGUAAUAAAUAAAAUAAU